This is a messenger RNA of Pararge aegeria (speckled wood butterfly), 1838 nucleotides long. Its product is annotated as U3 small nucleolar RNA-associated protein 6 homolog. The record is from RefSeq and is a predicted model, not a curated record. The transcript has 8 exons. Gene Ontology annotation, biological process: maturation of SSU-rRNA from tricistronic rRNA transcript (SSU-rRNA, 5.8S rRNA, LSU-rRNA). Gene Ontology annotation, cellular component: Pwp2p-containing subcomplex of 90S preribosome; small-subunit processome. Bases 123 to 1826 code for a protein of 567 amino acids. Gene Ontology annotation, molecular function: snoRNA binding; protein binding. Lineage: Eukaryota; Metazoa; Arthropoda; Insecta; Lepidoptera; Nymphalidae.
AACAUAACCUCAAUCUUUACAUGUAUGUUUACGCGUGUAUGUUUUGACUUUUGAUUUUAAUUUUAUAAAUUUCAAAAAGAUUGCAUUUUAAUUAACAAUAGCUAAUAUAACAUCACGUACAAAUGGCGGAACAAGUUAAUCAGCGUAUUGAGGGUAUGAUAAAUGAGUUAGAACAGAUGAAACGUACUAAUCUGUAUGACGACGUUGAAAUCAAAGAAAUAUCACGUAAAAGAAAGGAAUUUGAAUAUAGAAUACAGCGCAGAUUAAAAGAGAAAGAUGAUUUUGUCCAAUACAUAGCCUUUGAAUUGACUUUACUCGAAGAUAUUUCACUUAGGAGAAGACAGGCCAAACUUACAGAAAAGAGAAAAGAUAUUGAGUAUUCUAUAGCUAAGAGACUUAAUAAAGUAUUUAAACAAUUUGUGUAUAGAUAUCAGAAUGACGUAGCAAUAUAUUUUGAAUACAUAAAGUUCUGCCAAAGCGUUGGUUUUGAUUUUGCUGUCUCUGCUAUAUUAGGCCAAAUGUUGCAGAUUCAUGGAGACAAGCCAAAGAUGUGGCAAAUGGCUAGCAAGUGGGAAAGCAAAGAACAAAAUAAUUUGGAAAAUGCUAGGAAUUUCCUUCUAAAGGGCAUUCACAGGCAUCCAGAUUCCGAAAUACUCUAUUGGGAUCUAUUUGAGAUUGAGCUCAUGAUUGCAUUCAAAGCUGAAAAUGAAGAAGAAAAAGAAAAAUACCUAAAAAGGGCUGAGGUGGUGUGGAGAAGUGGUAUGAAGAAUAUACCAGAUGUGAAUUACUUGUUUAAAUUAUGUGAUUUGUCAAUGAAAUAUGGAAUUGAUGAUGCAACUACUAAUUCUAUUAAAGAAGAGAUUUGGAACAAAAGGACGGAGAAAAAUGUUUGGGCUUACAUUGCAAAUAAGGAAUUAGAGGGUUUCCAUUGGGCAGAAAUUGAAGAAUUUGCUACUGAACAGUUCAACUAUCCUCAAGAAGUAAAUAACUAUAUUGCGGUGUAUGAGAAAGCUUUAAAACUGUUUCCAGACGAAACACUGUGCACCAAAUACAUUCAUGGCCUACUCGGCAUAAAAGACAGUUUGUGUUCAGAGUUACAGAAAAUUAGCACUGUUAAACAUGCUUGGAAUUACGGUCAUGAAAAUGGGCUGCUUACUAGUGAAAUGUAUGCUUUUGGUAUUAGUAUGUUGAAGUUGGAAGACGAAAUAGCGAAAGAUGAACUUACAGAGAUCCUUGAUCAAGCAAUAACUAAAAAUCCCCAAUAUAGACAGCUGUGGGAGGAAAAAAUUUUGCUCAAUAAGUCAGAUGAAAAGAAAAUGUUGUCUUUACUCCAAGAGGCAGGCAAAAGUUUGAAUUCUGAAGAUAGUCUUGCCCUAUGGAAUUUCAUGUUCGAUAUCAUUGAUUCAAAUGUUGUUUUCAAGGCGUGUUUUGAAAAAUUCAGGACAUGCGAUAAUGCAAUAUUAUUGUCAUUGAAGCCCAAGCUUUUGCGAAAAAUGUAUGAACACCAUGGUCUUAAAGCUACAAGACAAAUUUAUGAGGAGUUCAUUAGAACUCCGCCAACACAGGUGGAAUUACAUAAAGUUAUGAUUGAAAUUGAAAUGUCACAAGAUAAGCCUACUCUGAAAAAUGUUAGGAAGUGUUAUGAAGCAUUCGUACAGCAUCAUGGGACUAAUAAUAUCAAAGUAUGGAUGGACUAUAUGGACUUUGAACAGACCAAUGGUAGUGCUGCAAAUGUGCCAGCAGUUCAUAGGAGAGCUAUAGGAGUGUUAGAGAAAAAAUUUGUAGAUGAUUUCAUUAAAGCCCAAAUGUUGUCAAAAUUAAAAUAACUAAUCAAAUAA